UCCUAGGAUGCUACUGGUACAUUUACAGCCUUCCAUAGGCAAAACCCCCCUCACCAAGGAAUGGUGUGUGUAACUCCUCCAUGACAGCUUUACCCAGUAGCUUGAAACGGCUGUCACAGCUAAUUGCUCCACCACGAAUUCAUUGAUCCAACGGUAACCUACAAACAUUCUUGUGUAUAUAUACACGACAACACGAUCACGCACUCCUUAGUUCGAUCGUGUCUCUCUCCUCACCUCACUCGCGGACGCUUCGUCUUCUCUACACGGAUCAAGCAGCUAAUCCACCAUAGAUCUCUCUCUCUCUCUCUAGUCCGGCGUGUGUAGUGGUGUACUAGCUAGCUAGCUACUAGUAGAAGCGUACGCGUAGUGGAAAGGCAAUGACGCGGCGUGUCGCCGGCGUGGCUGCGGCGGCGGCGGCCGUCGCCGCCGCCGUCGUGGUUCUUGCGGCGGCGAGCUGCUGCGAGGCGCGCGACUUCUACGUGGGAGGGCGCGACGGGUGGACGACCAACCCCGCCGAGCCGUACAACCGGUGGGCGGAGCGCAACCGCUUCCAGGUCAACGACCGCCUCGUGUUUAGGUAUAACAAGGAGGACUCGGUGGUGGUGGUGAGCCAGGGCCACUACGACGGCUGCAACGCCACCGACCCGCUCCUCCGCGACGCCGGCGGCGACUCCACCUUCGUCUUCGACAGCUCCGGCCCCUUCUUCUUCAUCAGCGGCGACCCCGCCCGCUGCCAGGCCGGCGAGCGCCUCAUCGUCGUCGUCCUCGCCGUCCGCGGCAACGCAACCGCCACGCCUACCACCCCCUCGCCGCCGCCGCCGCCAACCGUUCCGGCGGCCCCCACCCCACGCCCGUCUCCGCCGCCGCCGGCCGCGGGAACGAACGGCACGGCGAGGGCGCCGUCGCCACCCGUUCCAGCACCGGCCCCUGCAGGCUCGCCGCCGCCGCCGCCACCUCCUCCGGCUGGGGGAAACUUCACGGCGCCGUCUCCGGCUGGAGGGAUGAACUUCACGGCGCCGGCGCCGGGGACGAACGGGACGGCGGCGCCGCCGCCGCGGCCGUCGUCGGCGCCAUCAGUGAGGGGUGGUGCCUUGCUGAUGCUGCUCGUCGUCGCGACAGCCGGAGCAAUGGCUCUCGUUUGAUUUGUUGGUCGAACGGUCUAGCCUAGCUAGUUGCAAAUUAUGUUUCCUUUUUUGCAUGCAUUGUGUUUUUGUUUUUGUUGGUAAUUCGUGUCAGUUUGCGUUUGAAUUCGGUAGGAUUUGAUCAUCGGGCCAAAAUAAUUCAGAUUGUUGCUUUGCUUAGUCGUCAAAAUUAAUCUCUCAUCUGUAGCAAGUGGAGAUAUAUGUGUAAUGUUUUGAUUCAUAGGUAAUUGCAUUAAAGAAAUGUUGUUUAUGCGUUUUUGCUCGAUCAA
Molecule: messenger RNA, 1411 nt
Organism: Oryza sativa Japonica Group (Japanese rice)
Lineage: Eukaryota; Viridiplantae; Streptophyta; Magnoliopsida; Poales; Poaceae
Product: early nodulin-like protein 18
Cellular component (GO): plasma membrane
Molecular function (GO): electron transfer activity
Source: RefSeq, a predicted model, not a curated record